Neodiprion fabricii is the source of this 990-nucleotide messenger RNA. Its product is annotated as endocuticle structural glycoprotein SgAbd-2-like. The record is from RefSeq and is a predicted model, not a curated record. NCBI's taxonomy places the organism in Eukaryota, Metazoa, Arthropoda, Insecta, Hymenoptera, Diprionidae. The coding region runs from base 143 to 574 and encodes 143 amino acids. The transcript is spliced from 3 exons. Gene Ontology annotation, cellular component: chitin-based extracellular matrix. Gene Ontology annotation, molecular function: structural constituent of chitin-based larval cuticle.
CAAGUUAGUAUAAAUUCGCAUCGUACUCAUCCGUAUUUGCAUCAGUACCUGCAGGACUCGCCUACCGAUUCGACCGAGUAUCAAAUUACCAGCAAUUCCCGAUUCACUGAGCUCUGCAGCGCGGUUGGAUCCCUUCGCAAUCAUGAAGAUCUUCAUUAUAGCGGUAUUUGGACUCGUGGCGGUGGCCCAGGCGCAGUACAACAGGUACAACCCUCAGUAUAACUACAACACCAACGGGGGUAGAAAUUGGGCGAUCCUCAAGCAGAACCAGGACAGUUCUCCGGAUGGCUCGUACGCUUACAGCUACGACACGGAGAACGGAAUUUCCGUCGCCGAGCAGGGACAACCGAAGAGCUUCGGACCCGGCAACCAAGUCGAGGUGGUCAGAGGCCAGUUCAGCUAUUCGGCACCGGACGGCACCCCCAUAACAGUGACGUACUACGCAGACGAAACCGGGUUCCAUCCCAGCGGGGCCCACCUUCCGACACCGCCGCCAAUCCCCAGGGCGAUCCAGAAAUCCCUGGCCUUCAACGCCGCGCAUCCGGAGCCCCAGACGCCCUACAGGAGAUACUGAUACGGUGUGCCUGCAGCGAAAUUGAGGAACCGAGAACUCGCACCGAUCGCCCCGAAUCGCGACUCUAUGCCUACAUUUUAAGUCCGAGGCCAACUCCCCUCCUCCCACCCCUCCCCCGCCUUCUCCUCCCUCCUUUUCCCUUGCGAUCCAAUUAACCAAUUAACGAUGCCACAAUUAUUGCAAUUCGCGCGACUGUAUAACACCUAUGUUUAGCCCGCGAUAUUCAAUUGUUAUCUAAUUUAAAAAAUUAUCCAAUCAUUAUCUUAGACGAUAUGCCCCGUCGGAUUAUACGCCCGUCUUAUUUUCUUUUCAUUGAUUAACCCAGUGCAGUGAUUGUAUAAUUAUUAUUAUUUUUGGUAUUAUUGUAGUAUCCAUGCACGAAUAAAAACCUGGCAUAUGCAGUUUAUUUACAGUUA